CACAUCACUGAUAGGAUACACAAUAUUAUACAAAAAGUGGGUUAUUUUUAAAAUUCUCAAUUUAAGGAUGCAGUAUUUUCCUUCUUUCUUUUUAGCUACGCGUUUACGCCACCACCUCCUGACGUUCUCAGAUAAAGUGUGCAUAGUUUCGUGUUGGUUGUUCACUGUGAAGCCCGAGUGGGAGGAGGAGGAAGAGGAAGGAGAGGAGGAUUUCAUGACUGGAGCGAUUCGCUCUUCUCAGAGCGCAAGAACGCACCGAGUCAGCUGGGGACUCAUGUAAACCUGCGGGGGAUUAUCGCAAGAGUUUGAACCUUUUCACUUAAUUUUCUUCAGUUUUCUUUUACUUUUUUAACGAAUCAACAACUUUAACGGAUAUGUUGGUGGAAGUUUCAAAUGGCGUUUUUCUCCUCUUAUCAUGCAUGUUGCUGCGCCCCGUGUUUUCAGUGCAGAAUCAGAUGUGUGACCUAAUGAAGGAAAUAAACAAGGAGAGAGACAUCUGCGAGGCUCAGAGUGAGAACAAAACAACUGGUUGCAAUAGGACGUGGGACAAGAUCACCUGCUGGCCCAGCGCUAACAUUGGAGAGGUGAUUACCAUCCCAUGUCCCAAAGUAUGUGUGUGUUUGAUUUUAGUGUCUGCAAACUUCUGUCUUUGUAACCUGUCAAAGACCUGCAAUGAGGAGGGUUGGACCCCAGUCAGCAUAGAUUCCUACAUAAUGGACUGUGGAUACAGUCCCAACAGCACCGCAGAUGAUGAUACGGAGGAGUUCUUCGACGCUAUCAAAGUGGGUUACACCAUUGGUCACAGCGUGUCACUCAUUUCUCUGACGAUCGCCAUCAUCAUUUUAUGUCUCUUUCGGAAGCUGCACUGCACAAGAAACUACAUCCACAUCCAUCUGUUCGUGUCAUUCAUAUUGAAAGCUGUGGCUGUUUUCAUAAAGGACGUGGUUCUGUAUGAUGUUGGGGAGAGUGACAAUUGCCAGCCAACUGUGGGUUGUAAGGCAGUGGUGGUCUUCUUCCAGUAUGGGGUCAUGGCAAGUUACUUCUGGCUGCUGGUGGAAGGCCUCUAUCUGCAGAUGCUGUUAGCUGUCUCGUUUUUCUCAGAGAAGAGGUAUUUCUGGUGGUACAUCCUAAUCGGUUGGGGGGCUCCAACCAUCUUUAUCUCAGCAUGGGUGAUUACCAAAGCUUGUUUAAAUGAUCCUGGAUGCUGGGAGACAAUUGAUGACAACCCAUGGUGGAUCAUCAAAACACCUAUUUUAGUCACCAUACUUGUGAACUUCUUCCUCUUCAUCUGCAUAAUCUGGAUUUUGCGACAGAAGAUUAAUUGCCCCGACAUCGGAAGAAAAGAAUCCAAUCAGUACUUGAGACUGGCUAAAUCCACGCUGCUGUUGAUACCUCUCUUUGGAAUAAACUAUAUCAUUUUUGCCUUCAUCCCUGAUCACAUCCACCCCCAAGUCAGGAUGGUGUUUGAUCUUGUUCUGGGGUCAUUUCAGGGUUUUGUAGUCGCAGUUUUGUACUGUUUUCUGAACGGAGAGGUACAGUCGGAGAUUAAGCGUAAGUGGCGCAGGUGGAUGCUGCAGAGGUUCCUGGGUGCUGACACUAAGUACCAGCAGCCCUCUAUAGGCAGCAACGGCAUCAACUUCAGCACCCAGAUCACCAUGUUGACCAAAUGCAGCCCCACAACACACCGGGUGUCUGUGUGUCAGGAGCACCUCUCUGCCAUUUGAAACCCAAGUUAACUGCCCCUCUCUUUUUAUCAUUAUACACUGAAUGUGUGACUCACAUGCACUGUUGCAGUGCAGUUGUUAUUGGUUACUGAGUGUAAUGGAUUAAAAACUGUCCUUACAUGAAGAAUUAAUAAUAAAAUAAAAAUUAAAAACACUUAAAUGGAACAUUUCCAUUUUCACAAUAGUGGAGAUAGCCAGAGAUGAGCUGGGUCCUGUUUAUUAAAAGGGUGUGUCACACAAGAGGACUCCUAGCACAUGCCAUGUUGCUUAGAGACACAGUGGUAACAACAUUAAAGCAGUCUCAUAGGAGGAACCUAUAGCAUAACAGUGUUAGACAUCCCUCUCCUGUCUGUGACAGUUUUAUAAGGCACAUGCACAUUGCUGAGUUAGUGCCAGAUAACAAUCCAAAAGGAGAGACUAAAGCUCUUAAGAAACAUAUCUCAGAUUACAAAGAGUUUAGUUUUGUCUAAGUGCACAGUCACUUAACAGAUAUUCAGUUUUACUGUUUCUGCAACUAAUGGACCAGAUGUGUUCCAUUAUUAGUCCACAGUACAGAACAUUGUGAAUAUUAUUUCAGUAGUAGUUUCUGUUCUGUUCUGUUCUGUUAUAUUAACAGUUUAUUGCAUUGGUUAGUCCACCUCUUUCGUCCAGACCUAAAUAUCUCAACAACUGUUUUAUGGAUUGCCACUGUACAAACAGUCAUAUAAUUCAGUAGGCUUUGCCUCUAACACCACAGUGAGGUUCACAUGUGUAUGUAAUAUGUUUUCCUUCAUUCAUACGUAGAGGCAGCGGCAGUGUUGCAUUUCAUGUGGGAGUCAUGUUGGCGCUCAGUGUUCACUUUACAUCUCUCUCUUGUCUUUGGUGUGUAAAAAGUAUAUCUUAACUGUAAGUACUUCAGACUUCAUGGCAUUGCUGUUGUACUUCAUUUAAUGUGAAACUGUAAAUAUGGUUACAGAAUUGGUUUAGGAUGUGUUUUAUGGUGACAACUUAUAGUGCUCAGGUGUUGACUGGAAUUUGAUGUUUACACUUAAAACUGUACAGUAUGUUCUUCCCUCAUGCUAUUUGCAUAAUGCCAGUAAUGUCAAUGUGAACUGCCCUUGAGCGAGAGUCGUCACUGAAAACAGCAGAUUCAACCAUUAUCUUUAUUUUUGUGUAAAUAAAGCAACCAGGUAUAAAGAAAUAUAUGAAAUGAUAUUUUAAAAAACAGAUGUAUAAAUCAUUAUUUUAGCUUGUUGUUAAAUAAAUU
Messenger RNA from Monopterus albus (swamp eel), 2970 nucleotides. Its product is annotated as vasoactive intestinal polypeptide receptor-like. Bases 375 to 1724 code for a protein of 449 amino acids. Gene Ontology annotation, biological process: adenylate cyclase-modulating G protein-coupled receptor signaling pathway; cell surface receptor signaling pathway. Gene Ontology annotation, cellular component: plasma membrane. Lineage: Eukaryota; Metazoa; Chordata; Actinopteri; Synbranchiformes; Synbranchidae. Gene Ontology annotation, molecular function: G protein-coupled peptide receptor activity; peptide hormone binding; vasoactive intestinal polypeptide receptor activity. The record is from RefSeq and is a predicted model, not a curated record. The transcript is spliced from 13 exons.